This is a messenger RNA of Coccinella septempunctata (seven-spotted ladybird), 2221 nucleotides long. RefSeq names its product guanylate cyclase soluble subunit beta-1 (gene Gycbeta100B). Gene Ontology annotation, molecular function: guanylate cyclase activity; heme binding. NCBI's taxonomy places the organism in Eukaryota, Metazoa, Arthropoda, Insecta, Coleoptera, Coccinellidae. The record is from RefSeq and is a predicted model, not a curated record. The transcript is spliced from 14 exons. Gene Ontology annotation, cellular component: guanylate cyclase complex, soluble. Bases 371 to 2164 code for a protein of 597 amino acids. Gene Ontology annotation, biological process: cGMP biosynthetic process; response to oxygen levels.
CAUCCAGGUCUGCCCUAUAUUUUGUCUUCAGUAUUCCGCAGGCACUAUUCGCGGUAGAAAGGGACCUUUAUUAAUUACUUGAUUAAUGCAAUCGUGUGUUCCAAGUUGCACCAUGCCGUUUCCAUUAGAUUAGAGGGGGCUGGUAUCUUAUACUGUGGAAUUAUGGAAAUCGUGGAGUUAUAGAAUGAGGAUUGGGAUCAUUGGUGUCUGUGAUAAAGGAAGGAAGAUGAGAGAGUGCUGACGCGUGCGCAGCGGCGGGAAAUCGAUCGUGAAAAUUCAGUUUUCCACGGUCGCCAGUCGCGGCAGUUUUUCCGAAGAGGAUGCUGUGAGUGUGCUUCCGGAAAAUCCGUACGAUUUCGAACUUGAGAAGAUGUACGGCUUCGUGAAUUACGCUCUGGAGCUUUUGGUGGUGAAAACGUUUGGAGAGGAAACUUGGGAAACUAUAAAGAAGGAUGCUGACAUUCAAAUGGAGGGCCAGUUUUUGGUCCGACAAAUAUACGAUGAUGAAGUCACUUACAAUUUGGUAUCAUCUGCUGUGAAAAUUUUAGGCAUUCCAGCUGACUCUAUUUUGGAAUUAUUUGGCAAGAUGUUCUUUGAAUUUUGCCAAGAUUCUGGAUAUGACAAAAUUCUCCAGGUCCUAGGAGCUACCCCUAGAGAUUUUUUACAGAACUUAGACGCCCUCCACGAUCACCUCGGAACCCUCUACCCUGGCAUGAAGGCCCCUUCCUUCAGGUGUACCGAAGGACCAGAAGAUGGCGACCUAUUGCUCCAUUACUAUUCGGACAGGCCCGGAUUAGAGCAUAUAGUCAUCGGGAUAGUAAAGACGGUGGCCAGUAAGCUACAUGGUACAGAAGUGUCAGUGGAAAUAAUCAAAACGAAGGAGGAAUCCGAUCAUGUGCAGUUCCUGAUCAAAGAAACCUCAGGAUCUGGAAUGAUUCAAAGAUCGGAAAUAAACGAAACUAAACUUUUGUCCCUUGAGCCCAAAGUUGGAGUGUCGACGUUCUGCAAAGUGUUUCCCUUUCAUAUUAUGUUCGACAGAGACUUGAAAAUCACACAAACUGGAACAACGGUAGCUAGGGUGAUUCCAAAAGUAACAACGGGUGAAUGUCUACUGACAGACAUUCUGGAGGCUGUGAGGCCCCACUUGGAACUGACUUUUGAAAAUAUCCUUUCGCAUAUAAACACAAUUUACGUUUUGAAAACAGUCCCUGGUGCAAUGGAAGUGGACGCUCCUCCUGAGUACAGGCAACUCAGAUUGAAGGGACAGAUGCUGUACGUCGCAGAGACUGAUCUCGUGAUAUUCCUUUGUUAUCCAAGCGUUGUCAAUCUAGAUGAUCUUACAAGGCGGGGACUUUAUAUAAGCGAUAUUCCAUUGCACGAUGCAACUAGAGAUUUAGUUUUGAUGUCUGAGCAAUUCGAGGCAGAUUAUAAACUCACGAGGAAUCUGGAAUUCCUAACUGACAAACUACAACAAACAUACCGGGAGCUUGACAGUGAGAAGAAGAAAACAGACAGGCUGCUGUAUUCUGUCCUUCCUAUAAGCGUAGCUAACGAGCUGAGACACAAACGUCCAGUACCAGCCAUGAGAUACGAAAGCGUUACACUUUUAUUUUCCGGUAUCGUUGGAUUUUCCGCUCUGUGCGCCGCGAACACAGACGCCAAAGGAGUCAUGAAAAUAGUCAAGAUGCUGAACGAACUGUAUACACAUUUCGACAUACUGACAGAUCCCAAAAGGAAUCCCAACAUUUAUAAGGUGGAGACUGUGGGCGAUAAGUAUAUGGCUGUUAGUGGACUACCUGAGCCAUGCCCGACCCAUGCUAGAAACAUAGCCAAACUGGCCUUGGACAUGAUGGAUUCUGUCAAGAAGGUCAUUCUGGAUGAGGAACCAGUGAAAAUCACCAUCGGCAUUCACUCUGGGGAGGUUGUGACAGGUGUCAUUGGACACAGGAUGCCCAGAUACUGCCUGUUCGGCAACACUGUCAAUUUGACCAGCAGAACAGAAACCACGGGUUGUCCUGGUAAAAUUAACGUCUCAGAAGAAGCUUAUAGGUUCUUGUGCCAAGAAGACAAUUUCGAUGAAGAGUUUGUGUUCGAUUAUAGGGGACCGGUGUCGAUGAAGGGUAAAUCAGAGCCCAUGGACGUAUAUUUUUUGUCUAGAGCUUGAAUUUUAUCAAUUAUUUGUUGAUCUAUCGAUGUUGUACGUGAAAGAUCAGAUAAAAAU